Penicillium olsonii is the source of this 7308-nucleotide messenger RNA. NCBI's taxonomy places the organism in Eukaryota, Fungi, Ascomycota, Eurotiomycetes, Eurotiales, Aspergillaceae. The record is from the annotation of a GenBank genome assembly.
AUGGCUUUCUGGGCUCCACACCAUCCCUCCGCUCGUUCGUUAGCCGCUAAUACAUGCAUACGACUAUGCGCGGCAACCCGGACGCAUGGCACUAGCUUCCAAGAGUCCCAGCUGGAUCCUCCUGAGAUCAUGAUGGAGACUUACCGAGUCAGCCCAGAUCACGAACCGCAGAGUAUAAUACCCCCACAGUCUCCCGCAUUUGCGACAUUGACAGCCAAACCUCUUUUGAAACACUCCUCUCACAAGAUGCCUGGCCGACCCAAUAACAAGUCGGACUCCACAGACAUGGAGGGGAUCGCGGUCAUUGGAAUGGGAUGUCGGUUCUCCGGAGGUGCGAACUCCGUUGAGAACUUCUGGCAGAUGCUAUGCGACGGCCGCACCGGGCAUGGAACCAUCCCCGAGAGCCGAUAUCAAGCCUCGGCUUGGCACCAUCCCAGCCAUGAUCGCAAAGGAGCGAUCAAUCAUGACAGUGGCUUCUUCAUUCAGGAGGAUCCAUCUCGCUUUGAUGCCCCUUUCUUUUCUAUCACCGCUAAGGAGGCGGCGGGCAUGGACCCGGCGCAGAGAUUAUUGCUUGAAGUCGCAUAUGAAACUUUUGAAAACGGUGGAAUUCCGAUAGACUCACUUCCUGGCAGCAACACUGCAGUCUACUCGGGCUCCAUGACUAACGAUUAUGAGCUACUAUCUACGAGAGAUAUUUACGACAUGCCUCAUAAUUCCGCUACCGGAAACGGGCGGACUAUGUUGGCAAACCGCUUGUCAUGGUUCUUUGAUCUCCAAGGCCCGAGUAUUAUGAUGGACACAGCGUGUUCGUCAAGUCUGACGGCAGUUCAUUUGGCAGCUCAGGCUCUGCGCUCUGGCGAGUGCGGCAUGGCCAUGGUCACUGGAGCCAGUCUCAUCUUACACCCUAAUUUUACCCAGAGACUCUCCUACAUGCACAUGAUGAGCCCGGAUGGCACAAGCCAUUCAUUUGACGAAUCAGCUAACGGCUACGGCCGAGGAGAGGGUAUUGGAGCUGUGCUCUUGAAGCCCUUGAGCGCCGCGCUGGCCGACGGAGAUAACAUCAGGGCCGUCAUCCGCGGCACUGGAAUCAACCAGGAUGGCCGGACCCCUGGAAUCACCUUGCCCAGCCCAACUUCGCAGGCGAAUCUUAUUCGCUCAACAUAUGAGCGCCACGGAAUCUCAAUGAGAGACACCGCUUACUUCGAGGCCCAUGGAACGGGUACUCCAGUUGGUGAUCCCACUGAGCUUUCCGCAGUCGGAAUGACAUUGGGUGAGGCACGCACACCGACAGAUGAGCCAGUGUAUGUGGGCUCUGUCAAAACAAAUCUCGGUCAUACCGAGGGUGCAGCGGGAGUUGCCAGUUUGAUCAAGGUAGUCCUUUGCUUGGAGAAGGCUACUUUGGUGCCUAAUGCCGGGUUCAAAAACAUCAACCCGAAGAUUCGCACUGACGAGUGGCGCCUACGCUUAAGCGACAAGACAAUGCCUUGGCCAGAGCAUUUGCCUCAACGGGCGAGCAUCAACUCGUUUGGUUUCGGUGGAUCGAACGCGCACAUCAUUCUGGAGAGCACCAAAGAAGCCUUCCAAGAGAAUGUCGAAGAUAGAGAGCCCGCUCCUCGGGUUGUGGUCUUCUCCACAUUCGAUCAAGCUGGAAUUGAGCGUCUCGGCGGCAAUUGGAGUGAAUUCCUGCUGCGACAGAAGCAAGCUGAACUGGAAAUCCCUCUCAAUGACCUGGCUCAUACGAUGCUGACCCGUCGAUCGCAGUUGGGUUUCCGCAGCUUCGCGGUUGCUAACUCCCAAGACCAAUUGCAGGGCAUCUUGGCUAAGGGACUUCCCAAGUUCGCCCGUGCUAGUCGUAAAGCACUUACACGGAUUGCUUUCGUCUUCACUGGCCAAGGUGGUCAAUGGGCGGGCAUGGGUCGUGAGUUGUUGCGGGUCAACAUCUUCCGCGAAAGUAUGGCGCGGUCUCAGGAUAUUCUAUCAUCGCUUGGAUGCUCCUUCGAUAUCGUUGAGGAGAUCAAGCUGGAUGCCAAGGAAAGUCGCAUCAACCGACCCGAUCGUAGUCAGCCUAUCACUUGUGCGCUGCAGAUUGCGUUAGUGGAUCUCUUGUCCAGCUGGUCUGUUUAUCCCAAUGCAGUUGUCGGUCACUCGAGUGGUGAAAUUGCUGGUGCGUAUGCCGCAGGUUACCUUUCCCAUGCCGAUGCCCUCCGGGUGGCAUGGUUCCGCGGCUUCUUCUCCCAGCAAAUUGCUGAGAGUGAUAAGAGAGGCGGUAUGCUGGCUACUGGUAUCUCUUCCACGGAUGCCCAGAAGUAUCUCGAUGAACUGCCACCACGCUCAGUUGUGGUGGCUUGUGUCAACAGUCCUUCCAGCACGACCCUCUCCGGCGACGUUGACCAAGUCGACCUUCUCGAAAAGCGGCUGCAGGCAGAUGGUCACUUCGCUCGUAAGCUUCGCAUCGACACAGCUUACCAUUCCCCUCACAUGGAAGAACUGGUCGAGGUUGUGGGAAAUGCCAUCAACUGUAUCAAACCAGAGGACCGAUAUGGCGACUCCAUUCCCAUGCUCUCAUCCGUUACCAAGGAGCGCGUCCACGGACCUGAGUUGGGCGGCGCAUACUGGGUGCGAAACAUGGUCAGCUCGGUUGAAUUCACCGCGGCAGUUUCUCAGCUUGCCAAGCUGAGCGAAUCCACCAAGGGUCGUCGUCGUCCUGUCCCCAUCAAGUGGACGAGCUUGAUCGAAAUCGGUCCUCAUGCUGUGCUGAAGGGUCCGGUGAAUCAGAUCCUGCAAGCUGUCAACAAGAAUAUGGCCACCCUUCCCUACUACUCACUGAUCUCUCGCAACCAGCAUGGGUUGAGAACCGCCCUUGAAGCUGCUGGAUCCUUGUGGAGCACAGGACACGCGGUCGACCUUUCAGUUGUCAACGCCGGUGUUGACGCGACAAAGCCAGCAAUGCUCGCCGAUCUUCCCUCGUAUCCCUGGAACCACCAGACCUCAUUCUGGCAUGAACCACUCGAAACAGCUCAGUUGCGACAGCGCAAACACUAUCGUCAUGAUAUUUUGGGAGCGGCAGUGGACUACCAAAACGCGUUGGAACCACGAUGGAGGAACUUCCUCCGAGUUUCGGAGAACCCGUGGCUUGUUGAUCACGUCGUUGCCGGUUCGAUCGUGUUCCCCGCUGCGGGAAUGUUGGUCAUGGCUAUCGAGGCAGCGCGUCAACUCGCUGACGGUCAGGCUGUGAAGGGUGUUGAAUUCCAGGAUGUCCAAUUCAUGCGCGGUGUGGUGAUUCCGGAGGAGGAGCGGGGCUUGGAAACUCUUCUCCAGUUGUCUCCUCAUCCUGGCUUGCCUGGAUGGUACCAGUUCGGAAUCUUCUCACUUCCUUCUGGGGGUGGUUGGAUUCAACACGCCAAGGGCUCCUUCACUACCCGAUUCGAAAAUGAAGCGGAUGACGAGCGCAAGGCAAACUGGUCCGCGUCACUGGAGCGCAUUAAGAACACUCAAACAACCGCGAAGAUGGCAGACAUCAGACAAGCAUAUGAGUGGUUGUCCGUCACAGGAGGACUGACCGUGGGACCUGCCUUCAAGACCAUCACCGGUGUCUCUUUCUGCGACGCGGAGCCUCGCAUUUGGCUCUCUGGAGUCGUCACAGACACCAAGUCGGGAAUGCCUUAUGAGAAGGAAACGCCUAGUUUCAUCCAUCCCACGACUUUGGAUUGUCUCUUCCAGUCUGCUCUUCUGUCUUGCUCCGAGGCUCUUGCAAGCACCAACGCCAACAUCCCUGUCGGUGUGGACAACAUUUAUAUCUCCAACAACUUCCAGCCUCAACCCGGCGAGCCGUUUGUCGUCCAUACCGAGACCAAGUGGCAGGAUGGCAAGUCGAGAUCACACUGUGUUGCCUCCGACCCUUCAUGGUCGCAACCUUGGAUUUCAUUCGACGGUGUGCAUCUAGGUCGCCUUCCCUACAACAACACCCAGAAGCAGGAGGAGUCUGCGUCUCAGAGCCGAUACUCAUCAAUUGUCUGGGAUGAACAUUUGGAGUCUCCUCUUGUCACUGGUGAGAUCCACGACGGAGAAAAGAAGAUUGCAGUGGAAGCAAGCAGUCUGCAGUUGACAGACUGGAUCAAACGACUGUGCCAUACCUGCGGUGAUGCAACCGCUCUGAUCGCCACUUCUUCCGAUGCAAGCUCUUGGUCAAAGACUCUUGAGGGCCUGGCCCCCGGCACCGGGAACCGACCUUGUCUGGGAAAGAUCGCUCUCGCUACAUGUGGCUCACAUGAUGAGGCAGUGAACGAGGUCGUCGGUGCUCGGGUUACACCCCUUGAUGCGCUUGAUAAGCUCCCUUCUUCUCCACUUGCCGAAGACAAGUAUGAUCUGGUGGUCAUUGAUGAUGAACUUGCCCCGUGGAACGAGAAAUCAUCCCUGGCAGUUCUAUCGCUUUUGCCAAAGAUUGUUGGCGACGGCGGCUUUGCCGCGGUGCGUGUGUCAGAUGAAGAUCUUAACUCCGCUGUCCUCGCGAUGCAGGGGUUGGCGGGUCUUGAAAUUCACAGUGUGACUCAGAAUCGCAAGUUCAUUGUUGUGCGCCGAACCCCCGUCUCAUGGAGUACGGACACAGAAAUCUACGUCCUGAGCCCAGCAGGAACCACCCAUUCUGACUCUGCCUUCGGUCAUCUCGAGAAGAUUUUCGCUUCCCAUAAUGUUCGACUCAUCUCUGUUGGAUUGGACCAAGUUUCCACACUGGAAGGAAAGACUGUGAUCUCAUUGCUCGAUCUCGCAGGCCCUUGGGUGUCUAAGUGGACAGAAAAGGACCUCAAGCACCUCCAAGGUCUCGUCAAAGCACAAUAUGUCCUCUGGGUUUCACCUUGCUGGAGCCAAGGAGAUGCCGAGAAUAUUGAAUCUGGAGCUACCGGUGGUCUCCUCCGUACCUUGCGGAAUGAGCAGUGGAACGCCACAAUCCCUCACCUUCUGGUGGAUGUGGAGGGCAUGCAGGACCAAUUUGGCCUUGCUUGCGGUAUUCUACAGGUCAUGCAGCUUACCACCCAAGAAAGUGCUCGUCGACCAGACCUGGAGUACCGCCUGAACAGUGGAAAGCUUUUGGUCCCACGUGUCUUCAGGACCGCAGCUGUAGACGAGGCUAUGCAUACCCUAGUCGAGGGUCCCCGCCCCGUCCUAUCGGAGCUGACUGAAGACCCAAGGCCACUGCAGUUGAAGCUCCAGGAUGGAGAGAACGCGAUCUGGCAGGAGCAACCAGCCCUUGAAGAUCAACUUCUGCCGGACCAGACUGAGCUCAAGGUUGAGAUGGCUACCAUCUUUGACAUCCAGGGAGAUUCAGGAAAGACCCCAGAGACAACCCUGCCCAUGUUCGAAAUAGUGGCCCAAGUCACUCGGAUUGGAUCAGGUGUUCGUGACUCGGCUGUUGGCGACAAGGUUUUGACACUGGCCUCUGCAGACGCUGGACUUCCAACAACCAUUCGUGUACUUGAAAGUGACACCAUCAGAAUUCCCGCCAACACCCAACCUACGCAGGCAAUCUCAGCACCCCUUGCGUACCUCAACGCCUACCAGAUCAUCACACAGAUCGGCCGUCUCAGCUCAAGCUCUUCGGUCCUUCUCGUCGGUUCGCCAAGUCAGACCCUCCGGGCCAUGAUUGAUUAUUCACUUGCAAUGGACAUUCAGGUCAUCGUGGCUACCGAUUCCCAAGAUGCGACUGAGACUCUUCGCUCGCGUUAUCCCGAACUUGCAAACCGAGUUCUUGGAAUCCAUAGUGGCCUAGAGACAAGUGUGUCUAGACUUACCAAUGGAUGCGGAGUUGACGCCAGCAUCUCGUUCCUGGGUGGAUAUGCAGGCCGAAAUGCAGCCAAGUGUCUGGUCCAAGGUGGCCAGUACAUCAACUUGUCCAGCGAUAUGAAGCUGAGUGCUCUGCCCGACUCUUUCAUUGACAGUGGUUGCACAUUCUCUUCCCCCAAGUUACAAAAGAUGUUCUCUGAGAAGCCCGGCAGCCUCCACGCUUCAGUCAGACAUGCCAUCGACUUCAUGAAGCAGAACCGGAUGUUGGAUCACGUCGAGCCAUACUCAACCUUCCCUGCCUCUGACAUCGAGGGCGCGCUCAAGAAGUGUAAGGAAACUACCAGUAGAGCCAUUGUGAACUUGCAAGCUCCUGGGAAGGUCCCAAUUGUACUCCCCUUGCCGGAUCUUGCUGGCCUGCCUGCUGAGAGUACCUACAUUCUUGCUGGUGGAUUAGGAAAUCUGGGUCUUGCAUUGGCCGACACCCUGGUGCAGUCUGGAGCCCGCCACUUGGUCUUCCUUGGACGAUCUGGUAGCGCACACCCCAGCCAGCAGGUGGCGCUUGACCUCCUUCGCAACCAAGGAUGUCAGAUUGACGUUGUUCGCUGUGAUAUCUCGCAGCAGGGAGAUAUCGAUCAUCUUGCGUACAAGAUCAGGAGUAAGAACUGGGCUGUUGCUGGUGUGAUUCAGUGCACUACAGUCCUCAAGGACGCCAUGUUUGAGAACAUGACUUUCGAAGAGUGGAGCAAAUCCACCGACUCCAAGAUCCGCGGAACCAUGAACUUGCACAACCUGUUCUCCAAGAAGGAGGAUUUGAGCUUCUUCGUGGCCCUGUCCUCUGUGGCCAGUGUUAUUGGUAACAUGGGUCAGGCUAACUACUCCGCCGGAAACGGUUUCAUCGACGCCCUCAUGGAAUGGCGACGCAACCAAGGACUGCCCGGCCAUUCCAUCAACAUCGGUCUCGUUCCCGAUGCCAGCGGAAUGAGUGAUAUUGCCGAGGACCAGGAACAGCGCCGUCGUCGCUACAAGCAUCUCGAAGGCACAGAGAUCAUGACCUAUGAGAUCCAGACCUUGCUGCGUGUCAUCAUCAACAGCAAGCUUUCCUUGCCAUCCCAGAUCAUUGCCGGUAUGACCGACAGCCUUUCUCGCAGCAAUGGAUCUACAGCUUGGGUUUUGGAUCGCAAGUUUGACCACCGCCUUCGCAUUUCCGUGGAAGAUAGCGACUCUUCCAAGAUCACAACUAGCUCUUUGCUCAAGGAGGCCGACUCCUUGGAUACUGCUACGCAAAUUGUCAUUGAUGCUCUGUGUGAAUACUUGGCAGAUGCUAUGGCUACCACGCCUGAUGCCAUUGACUCUGAUUUGCCCUUGUCUGCCUUGGGUGUUGAUUCACUUAAAGCGACAUCUGUCCAAAACUGGGUGUCUCGCGAGCUUGGAGCCGACCUUACCUCUUUCGAAUUCCUCGGAUCACAGCCAACUAAGGCUCUGGCUAGGAAGAUCGCCUCGGCCAGCUCAUUUGUUACGGAAUCAGCUUGA